Messenger RNA from Leptomonas pyrrhocoris, 1857 nucleotides. RefSeq names its product zinc-finger protein conserved. Gene Ontology annotation, molecular function: zinc ion binding. The record is from RefSeq and is a predicted model, not a curated record. The transcript has a single exon. The coding region runs from base 199 to 1857 and encodes 552 amino acids. Lineage: Eukaryota; Euglenozoa; Kinetoplastea; Trypanosomatida; Trypanosomatidae.
GCAGCACCUCGUUGACCUUUCUCCUAGAUCUCGUUGCUGCCGUGGCAUGAGCAGGAAAGCGCCGUAGAAUUCAGUGCACGUGGAACUUUAUCUGUUGCAAGUGAAUGCCGCAGGUCGUCUUACAUCACCAUCAUUGAGAGGCAAAACAACCCUUUCUACCUGCGCGGUUCUGGCAAAAGGAAAGAAGACAACAUUAAAAUGUCACGGGUCAUUACAUGCGGCAUUUGCUUUAACGUGCUGGACCGGCCUGUGACACUGGAGUGCAACCACUCCUUUUGCACGGCCUGCGUCCUACAGACACUGCGCGACAACGGCGACAACGGCUUUCAGUGCCCCCUCUGUGCAACGCCCUACACGGAGCUCCACGCCGGCAACCUCGCCGAGUACGCGGACCACGAAACAGAGGUGUACGUCGAGGCCCUCGCCAAGGGUGUCUCUGACCCACGCAAGUGCCAGUGGUGCGAGAGCGCGCCGGCCACGGUGCAGUGUGCUGAGUGCAUGAGCAUCUUCUGCAACGACUGCAGCGCCGCCGUGCAUAAGAACAUCGCAAAACGCGACCACGCCGUUGGCAAAUUGAGCGACUCGAGUAAGAACUACCUGCGACGGUGCCACUUGCGCUCGCACGAGGAGUAUAAGGCGGAAUUUUACUGCGUGCAGUGCAGCCAGGUGUGUUGCGCCUACUGUCUGCAGGUAGGGCCGCACCGCGAACAUCGUCACGUGACGACCGCGGUAGCGGCAGCCGAGGCCCGACAGCAAAUGUCGCGAGACUUGCAGUCGAUUGUGGAGAGCAAGACACGCCUGGAGCGGCAGGCGGCGGAGAUGAACCGUGUGGCGGUGCAGUACUCUGAUUCGUACGACUCGGUGGAGAACGUGGUGACCGAACGCUUUGAGGCGUUCAAGCAGCAGCUGAUGCAGCGGGAGGUGGAGGUGCGGCGCAUGCUGACGAAACUGCGUGAAAGCGGCGAUGCCUCUCUCACGUCCUCCCGCCGAGAGUACCUGGAGACGCUCAACAAAAUGAACGAAACGCUGCUGCAGUUCCGUGGGAUCCAAAAUGGAGGCACGGACGACGAAGUGCUGGAGAGCCACGUGCAGCUAAGCAGCUGUCUCCCUUCCGACCUGCCCUCCGUGACGGGGGCCGGCUUCAAGAUGAUGAGUCUCGGUGACAUGACGCUGGCGGGUCUGGAGGUUGCGUUGGAUCUGCAGACGGUCGACGCCGGCCUGCAGCAGCAGCAGCAGCGCCAGCAGCUGUCUUCUGUAAAUGUAAAUCGAUCCGCGACGUACGGCGGCGCUGCCUCUUUGAAUGGCAGCACCACGUCCGGCUACGGCGGCACCACCGCGGCCCUGAGCGCGCCUCUGCGUCUCACCUUCCCCGUCGAUGACGACGUGGAGGCGACGGUACUGGGGGACGGCGUGCAGCUGCACUGUGUCUCCCGGGGCAGCGGCGCCACCCAAAUCGGCGUGCGGAGCAAAGAAACGUUUGAGUCGCUGUUAUCGAGCUUCCCGGAGGAUCGCGGUGUUGUGGCGUGGCGGGUGCGGCUCGACAACAUCUCCGACUCUUUUAUCGGCGUGGUGGAGAAGACGUUGCGGUCCGGUCAGGUGCCGAACGGGUUUUACUGGAAGCCCGCCUGCGCUGGGGUUGUUGACGGCCAGGUAGGUCGUUUUACGUCUGCCGUGCGGCGACUGCCCGUGUGCAGGAACGGGGAUCGGGUUCACUUCAUCUACGACGGCUCGCAAGGCACGCUGCGAGUUGUGGUGAACGACAACGAUGAUCGUGGGGUGAUCGUGGCGGACUUGCACCCCCGCAUGGCCGCCUGCUUCAUCUUUUAUCCUGGUGAGGCCUUAACGAUUUUGUUUUAG